This is a messenger RNA of Anopheles marshallii, 1008 nucleotides long. RefSeq names its product zinc finger protein 235-like. Gene Ontology annotation, biological process: regulation of transcription by RNA polymerase II. Bases 10 to 1008 code for a protein of 332 amino acids. The record is from RefSeq and is a predicted model, not a curated record. Gene Ontology annotation, cellular component: nucleus. Lineage: Eukaryota; Metazoa; Arthropoda; Insecta; Diptera; Culicidae. Gene Ontology annotation, molecular function: RNA polymerase II cis-regulatory region sequence-specific DNA binding; DNA-binding transcription factor activity; zinc ion binding. The transcript has 4 exons.
CUGUUCGGGAUGGCGAUCGCAUCGCAGGAAAUGUUCCAAAUUUGUCGGUUUUGCUUGUGCCAGGACGAAGCAUUACUGAUUCCACUAGAGGAUAUAUUGGAUUUCACUCUAGCCUUCCAAGAUGUAAGCGCGGUUACGGGAUUAGAGAUAAAUGAGGACAACAUAGCAUUAUACGCCAUGUGCUUGGAAUGUACAAACAAAUUGAAAAGCUCUGUCGCAUUCCGGGAAGCCUGUCGAAGCAAUGAGUCUCACUUUCAAGAGCUAUGCGCUGUGUUGUUUGCCAGCUUUAAAGAGUCACGUAUCAAAAUUAUCGACACAAUCGAGUUGUCAGACAGCUCUGAUGAAUCGAUAGAUUUUGACCUUAACACACGCAACGUAAAUUUCGACGAUUCUCCUGAAAGUUCACAAAGCAAUGACGACCCCCUGCAAAUUGCAAAAUUAACAGAAGGGCGUGAAGAAACUGCUCAAAGAAGUUUUCAAUUCUCGUACUGUGCCAAUUACAUACAACCUGGAGAAAUCGUACUUUCCGAGGAUGAGGAUGUCAUGGAUAUUAUUGACUGGGAUAGCAGCUUAAAUCCUACCGUCCCAACGCCAAUCAUACAUUUACGUGAAAAAGGAAAGCGCAAAUACCACCUUUGUGACAUAUGUGGCCAAAUGGUUAAACACAUUCCAAGUCAUGUUCAUGUUCAUAAAGAGGAAUACAUAUACAGUUGCCCGCAUUGUCCAGUGAAAGCAAAAAAAAGGGGCUCGUUAAAUGAACACAUCAAAACUGUGCACUUGAAAAAAAUUAAGAAGACGUGCGACGUAUGCGGCAAAGGAUUCGUUCAUCACAAAACGUAUAGAUAUCACAUGCUUACUCAUCAAGAUGAAGGAAAAACCAUCGAAUGCAAGGAUUGUUCGAAAACGUUUUCGAAUUCUAUAUACUUGAGGGAUCAUUUCAACAGACUUCACAAUGCGGGCAAAAUAAUUCAAAAGAAAGGUACAGGAGAGCGGAUUGGAAGCCCAUAG